Poecile atricapillus (Black-capped chickadee) is the source of this 2359-nucleotide messenger RNA. RefSeq names its product WD repeat and FYVE domain containing 2 (gene WDFY2). The transcript is spliced from 12 exons. Gene Ontology annotation, molecular function: metal ion binding; protein binding. NCBI's taxonomy places the organism in Eukaryota, Metazoa, Chordata, Aves, Passeriformes, Paridae. The record is from RefSeq and is a predicted model, not a curated record. Bases 96 to 1298 code for a protein of 400 amino acids.
GGCAAGUCCCUCCUCCGCCUCGGCAGUGCGGGCCGCCUCCCUCCCUCCCCCGGCCGUAGUCUCCUCCGGCGGCAGCGGCGGUGCCCGCCGGCCCCAUGGCGGCGGAGCCCCAGCCCAAGGCGCUGACUCGCAAGCCCCUCCUGCUCAACAAAGUGGAGGGGUCGCAGGAGGUGGUGAACAUGGCAGCGAUAGUGCCCAAGGAGGACGGAGUCAUCAGCGUCUCCGAAGACAGAACAGUUCGUGUCUGGCUGAAGAGAGACAGUGGGCAGUACUGGCCCAGCAUAUAUCAUGCAAUGCCAUCUCCAUGUUCAUGCAUGUCUUUUAACCCGGAAACCAGAAGGCUGUCCAUAGGUCUAGACAAUGGUACAAUCUCAGAAUUCAUUUUAUCAGAAGAUUACAACAAGAUGACACUAGUGAAAAGUUACCAGGCUCAUCAAAGCAGGGUCAUCAUGAUUCUGUUUGUCCUGGAGAUGGAGUGGGUGCUGAGCACUGGACAAGACAAACACUUCACGUGGCACUGUUCGGAGAGUGGCCAGCGGCUGGGGGGGUACCGCACCAGCGCAGGCGCCUGCGGCCUGCAAUUUGAUGUGGAAACCCGGCAUGUGUUUGUUGGUGACCAUUCUGGACAAGUCACCAUCCUGAAACUAGAGCAAGAGUCCUGCAGCCUUGUUACCACAUUUAAGGGACACACAGGUGGUGUCACUGCUCUCUGCUGGGACCCAAUACAGCGAGUUUUAUUCUCAGGCAGUUCUGAUCAUUCCAUUAUAAUGUGGGAUAUUGGAGGAAGAAAAGGAACAGCCAUCGAGCUGCAAGGACAUAAUGAUAAAGUUCAGUCUCUCUCCUAUGCUCACCACACCCGGCAGCUCAUCUCCUGUGGUGCAGAUGGGGGAAUCGUUGUCUGGAACAUGGAUGUUGAGAGGCAGGAGACCCCAGAGUGGCUGGAUAGUGACUCCUGUCAAAAAUGUGACCAGCCUUUCUUCUGGAACUUCAAGCAAAUGUGGGACAGUAAGAAAAUAGGCCUCAGGCAGCAUCACUGCCGGAAGUGUGGGAAAGCCGUGUGCGGGAAAUGCAGCUCCAAGCGCUCCUCCAUCCCGCUGAUGGGGUUCGAGUUCGAAGUGAGGGUCUGCGACAGCUGCCACGAGUCCAUAACAGAUGAGGAGCGGGCGCCUACAGCUACUUUCCAUGACAGUAAGCACAACAUUGUUCACGUACACUUCGAUGCCACCAGGGGAUGGCUGCUGACCUCGGGGACAGACAAGGUUAUUAAGUUGUGGGAUAUGACACCAGUAGUGUCUUGAUGUUACAGCAGUGGAACUUGAAAGGUGAUAUUUACAGAAGAAACGGAUUUCCUAACCCUAAUUAUACUGCAGAAGAUAGAUAACACUGGGUGCUUACGGCAGAUGAGAAAGGAACUAAUGUGUUUACAACAACUUUAUGUCCUCUGCUUGAUCCAGGCUGAGCAUUUGCACGAAGACUCUUUCCACUUCUUCUCAAAAUAUACAAGAAGGUAUUUUUUUAACUAACGGUUUGUACAAUCUGACUUUGGUUGUCUUGAGUUUGUUUGGAAAAAUCUGUGUGCAGUGCAAUUUUUAGUUUUUAUAUUUCACUAUGUCAAGAUAGUUGCUGCUUUGUACAGAGGGUUCUUGGGUUGUGUCUUCCUCUGUGAGUUUUCGGUGUCAACAGACUGUGUAAGGCAAUAGGCUCUCCCUGCAGCCAGUACCUGUUGGUUUGGGAUAUUUCUGCUGACCAUGCUCUCUUCAGAGGAGGAAAUCCAGGCAUGGUCUCUGGGUGCAUCACUGAGGAGCUGAUGGACUGUUGCAAAUGCUAAAAGGGCUCUACCAUCUACUUGUCUUAGUGGGCGUCAUCCAGAGAGCAUUCAUUGGUCUGCAAAAUCAUCCCGCCUCUUCCUUUGCUGCACAAGUCGCAGAACCAGGGGUCAGGUUAUUCAGCAACUGAUUUCUACAGAAAACUGAAAUAGUUUUCCAGCUCAGAGCACACAGACUUGUUUGAGUUUGUUGAUGAUGACAGUCUGAUUCAAGUUAUUGGCAACAGGAACUUUUCGGAGUGUGCAUGGAGGGGGGCAGAUCUAAAACUGGUCUAGAUCUGAAAAGUCUGGUUUAUCUCUACCUCUACCUCUACCUUGCACAGCAGCAUUUCAGCAUUUAUACCUGUCUGUGUUGUUGAAGAUGAAUUUUGUUUUUCCUGUUUUCCAUAUGGUUAGUCAUAUUUAUUUUUCAAAAUGCUGAUGGUUUUUAUUAAUUUUCUCUAUAGACCCAAAUUGAUAUUGCUGAAUGAUGCCCAUUGUCCUGUUGUCAUACUUUACAGUUUCUCUUAAAAAUAAACAGUAUUUAAAAACCUG